UUAUAUACUGCGUGUUGAUAUCAAUUCACCCUUCUUUGAAAAAGCAAGUCUUGGGGAACCUCAUCAACCUUAAGUCCGAUUUAAAUGAUAUAUCCCAGACCGAGCAGGCCUCUCACAACAUCCGUGACUCUAAGACUCAUAUUCUGUCGCUCAUACCAUCCCAACCAUUUGAAAAGAAUGCCUGACCAGCAAAAGAAAGAGAAAAGACCACCACUUACCCAUUUUCUCUGUCUCCCACUCGUCAACCCAGUAUCUCUUCCCCAGUUGGAAUCCUCUCUAGCAACAUUCAAAGCCUCUAUUCCCCGCCACGCACCCCGAUAUGGAGCACCAAAACAGCCACUCAUUCCCGACAGCGCGCUCCGGCCCGUCGGCACCCUACACCUAACCCUAGGUGUCAUGAGCCUCCCUACAAACGAACGCCUAAAUGAAGCCAUCAAAUUCUUCCAAUCGCUAGACCUAACCUCCAUAGCCCGCGAAGCGGAGGACAUCGCAAACGCUCGCGCCCGCGGGAAGCAAAGAAAUGCGCCAUCAGCCCCGGCUGUACAACAAUCACCUAGGCCGGGAACUAGGGAUGUAGUAAAUGGAGACCUAUCCCAUGAACGACCUAGUCCAAAUUCUCAAGCGGAUCCUAUCACUCUGGUCAAGGAUGCUCCAAGCCCGUUCACCAUCUCUCUUGAAUCUUUACAUGCGCUUCCGCGGGCAAGCGCCGCGACAGUUCUAUACGCGGCGCCGGUCGAUCCCACCGCUCGCUUGUAUCCUUUCUGCAAGAUACUACGCGGAAAAUUCCUAGAGUCUGGGUUCCUACAGGGAGAGCAGAAGAAAGAGCCCAGCCACGAAAACGGGGCCAAUGUGCCUUCGAACGGAAGCACACAGGCUGCUGGACAAUCUAUACCGUCGAAGCUGAAGAUCAGGCCGCUCUUGCUGCAUGCUACGGUGGCGAAUACGAUCUAUGUUCGUGGGAGGCCACGGGGUGAGGGCUCGCAGAGGGGUAGGGAUCGCGGAAAUACUCGAUUCACGUUCGAUGCACGGGAUAUCAUUUCCCACUACCGGGAUUAUUAUGUUGAUAGUGGUAGAGAGACGCCGCGAUCUGCUGUGGUUAGUGUUUCCAGAGGUGAUAUUGAGCAGGCUCAUGAGGAUCUAUCGGAGAAUGAGGACAGCCGCUCGGCUAGCGAGGGGAAUCCAUUUGUCUGGGCGAAGGACUUUCGCAUUGAAACGGUGUGUAUCUGUGAGAUGGGUGCGAAGAAGCUCGAUCCAGAGGGCGACAGUAAUGGGGUGAAUUCGCGCUUACAGGAGCAAUAUUUUUCUGUGGUGGAAAGGAGCUUGGACUUUAAAUCAUCCAGUUAGCAACGUAUUCGAGACGAUGGUAUGCCGGUGGAUGCGUGGAGCGACGAGGGCGAUGUAGAUAUUCCUUCGCUGUUAUAUACCCAGAAUACAGGCAGUUAAUGGACAUGAUUGACUUUA
This is a messenger RNA of Aspergillus alliaceus, 1461 nucleotides long. RefSeq lists its product as uncharacterized. NCBI's taxonomy places the organism in Eukaryota, Fungi, Ascomycota, Eurotiomycetes, Eurotiales, Aspergillaceae. Bases 85 to 1344 code for a protein of 419 amino acids. Gene Ontology annotation, cellular component: nucleus. The record is from RefSeq and is a predicted model, not a curated record. Gene Ontology annotation, biological process: DNA alkylation repair; regulation of DNA-templated transcription. The transcript has a single exon.